GGCGGGAAAGGAUUACAUUGCAUCUCGCCUACGUGUUAAUUUAACAGGAAGCAUUUCGGUUUCGUUUGCGUAUGCUCUACCUAGAUUAGCGAUGGAAUUUUUGUAAGAAUUAUUCGCAUCAGUGCUACUCGUCGUUUAUUAGUUCAAGAAAACUGAGGACGCCUCUAAAGCCGUUAAGCUUGCAGUUUCGGUUCGGGAGCGUCACUCUAUGUCGGGAGGUUUGGUCCUUUAAACCAUGGAGACUCCCCCUCAUGAGAAUCCCAAUCCAGGAAGGCGGCAUACCAGAAGCGCUCUAUCUGAAAUCCCAGCUAGGCUUGGGAUGCUCACCGUCACUGAUGAAGCGACAACUAUUGUUGGUGAUCCGUUAACUACACCACUACAUGCGCGCUUUUUUCAUGGGGGCCUAUGGAAUGUGAAUAUGAACAAUUUUAACCUGCCAUCUUCCUACAUAAGCCCUUCACCAUCUCCAGAUGAGUUAGUAAUCCAACAGCGUGGGAGGCGUAGUGUCCCAGCAACAUGGAGCCCUGACAUUGAUGCCAAAAAAGAUGGACAAACAAGACGUGACUGCACACCAGUGAAAGGCCCUGGCCCUAACAGUCCCCUCAAAAACGCUCCUGUUCGCCGAAGCACUCCCAGGAAAAGGCUCAUGCUCACUGACCCUAAAGAGAUGAUCUGUUCACCUGUCAAGUUAAAUACUAGGGCAGCUGCUUCACCAAAUGCCAAAAAGACUCGUAUUGAGAGAACUGGCUUAAGGAGCUAUUCAGGCCCCCUGCUUGCGGGUUUAAAGGGCUUGUCCCAAGAGCAGCUUAUUGAAGUUAUUAAAAAUCUGGUUGAUAUUCAUCCUGCUUUGGAAAACGAAAUUUUAGGGUCUUUACCUGCACCAGACCUGAGACCUCUGGAAGAUCAACUAAACUACCUGAAGAAAAAUAUUUUCAAGUCCUUGCCAAAUUCCAGAUUGACAUCCAAGACUGAUUCACCGGCUUACAGCAGAGCAGCUACUCAUGUGACAGCCUUCAAGAAAUGUGUACUGGAACAAGGUAGGACUCUGCUUGACUCUCAGCACUGGGAUGCUGUAAUUGAUUAUGUUAUUCUGGCUUGGGCUUAUGUUCGAGCAACACCACUGUGGGAUAACCCACCCCACAAUGCUGCUCGCAAGCAAUGCUUUAAAUCUCUUGCAAGUCAGUGUAUGACAGCUCUUAAGAAAGGACUUUGGAAUCCAGAUCAAGCCCAAACACUCAAGGAGAGACUGGAGGGAUUCGUUGUGGACAGUGAAGACAUUCAGUCAUGCUUGAAACAACUUGAGUCCAUGUGCUCAUAAUGGACAUCAAAAGUAAGAAAAAGGGGAAAAAAAAUUACACUUUGUAAUGUAAUUUUUUGAAGCAGCCUCGAAUGCUGUUUCAAGCUAUUAAAGACUAGGUCUAUUAAGUAAGGAAAGUAGGUAGGUUUUAUGAAGUUGUUAUACUUUUUGACACAUGUUCAUUCUCAAUGAAGUUAUAUAAUUAAAACAUGUAUUGUGGUCCAUGGCGCCGAGCUUAACUUAAAAUUGACAUAAAUGGAGCAGCCAAUUCUUAUGUUUUAUUAUUGUUUAUCUUGACAUCUUCAGAUUUGACUAAAACUUUGUUGAUUAAUGAUUUUUAUCUAGAUUUCGGAGGACUAAUUUUUCACAAAUAGAUGUUUUGAAUGAUUUUAAAAAAUACAGUAUGAUGUGUUUACUUUCAUAUGGGGUUUCACUUUAAUUCUAUUAUCCUGUUGUACCAUUGUAUGUAAGACUAAGUUUCAAGAUGUGAUAAUGUAUUGACCAUGUGCCUUUUGACCCUAGGAUGCUAUUAAUGAGCAACAGUGGGUGAAGUGUUGCAUCUAAUGUGGUUGUGCCCUGCCGUUGUCAAUUUAGUUUGUCAAUUGAUGUUUUAAAUUUUAAUGUUUCCAAAGUAUGUGAAUUCUGAACAAAUUCUCCUUUUCUAAAGUUUUUAUUGAUAUUUUUAAAGGUUUGAUUAGUAAUGGACAGUGUUAUUUGUUGGUGUCAACUUGUGCAUUUCGGUUUAUCCUCUUCAAAAUGCACAUUUUAAGUUUAACAUCACCCAACAAUCCUUCUUGCUCACCAAAAAGUUGCUAGAUUGUGUUAAUGUAAAUAGUGACUGCAAUCUUACUUGUCACUGAACAUGUAACAUGUGUGUUGACAGGUUCCUUGUCUGAGAGAAAAGUACAAUGAAUUACUAUGAAACAAAAGUGACUAUUUAGUAAUAAGCUUGGUGUAACAUUGCCAUUUGUCUUCUAAGUUCAAUAUUGACUAGUGAUUUAUUUAAAGUCCCAACUUUGUCCUGCAGUCUGUGUCUACGCUUAUAGUGUGCUAAGGUAGUGAUUGUAAUGUGUUCUUUAGUGUGUGUUAUUAAUGCACAUUAGUGUGCCUUAAUGCAUGAAAUAGGAGAAUUUUGAAAGAUUUUCAAUAAAUUAUUGAACAUAAUUUCA
Messenger RNA from Frankliniella occidentalis (western flower thrips), 2466 nucleotides. RefSeq lists its product as uncharacterized. The record is from RefSeq and is a predicted model, not a curated record. Gene Ontology annotation, cellular component: nucleus. Bases 236 to 1318 code for a protein of 360 amino acids. NCBI's taxonomy places the organism in Eukaryota, Metazoa, Arthropoda, Insecta, Thysanoptera, Thripidae. Gene Ontology annotation, biological process: proteasome localization; nuclear protein quality control by the ubiquitin-proteasome system. The transcript is spliced from 8 exons.